Molecule: messenger RNA, 983 nt
Organism: Diachasma alloeum
Lineage: Eukaryota; Metazoa; Arthropoda; Insecta; Hymenoptera; Braconidae
Product: spindle and kinetochore-associated protein 1
Exons: 5
Coding region: 67-918 (283 amino acids)
Biological process (GO): chromosome segregation; mitotic cell cycle; cell division
Cellular component (GO): spindle microtubule; outer kinetochore; mitotic spindle
Molecular function (GO): microtubule binding
Source: RefSeq, a predicted model, not a curated record
CUCCGAGCCGGCCUUUCCGCUCCAAAAGAGUUAACUCAAGAAUUAGGAUUAAUCGAGUAUACCAUCAUGACGACGAUUCAGAGUCUCGAGGAAGUCAUCAACAAGCAGGUGCAGAGGGUCAGUGAGCUCCAGAUGGCUACUGUAUUCCUGCAAAAUAAAGAGGGGCUGAGAGACGCUUUACUCGAGGCGAAGCAGGACAUCGAGAUAAUAAAGAAGGGGAUUUUCGGUCUGGCCCAGACUCUGGAGAAGAUGAAGAAUCAGAACGACGUCUGCAAGAAUUUGAGCUCCCUCUUCUCCAAUCUCGACAAAAAAAUCGUCCACAUGAGCAACAACGUUCCCGUGAGUUUGCUGGAGCAUUUGGCUAAAUCCCAGCCCCAGGAGGGCAAGACACCAAUAAUUAAAGUCACGAAGACCUCGGAGAAGAAACCAGACCCCCUGGAGGAGAUGGCGAGCCUCGUGACCAAUGACAUGAACACGGAGGAGGUGAAGGACUGCAGGAAAGCCCUCUUCAGAGAGGCUGAGGACUCCUACAGCAUCGAAGCCCUCACCGAGGACGAGUUCUCGAGGAUUCCCAAGUACAUGAUCGGCAGACAGACUCUGGCGAAUAUCAACGCCUUCGUGGGGGCCAUCAAUCAGAUCAUGAAGGCCAAGUACAGUUUGCUCAGUCUGGGGAAGAAUGGGGCGAGGAAAAAGGGGGAAUUGGAUCUGUAUUUGCAGUUUAAGAAGGAGGAGAGCGAUGUUAAAGGAACUGGAACUGAGAAAAUUUACUUCUUCACUGCUGAUGAUUAUUUGAGAGAGACCAAGAUGAAAUUGGAUAAAACGAAAUUGAAUCUGAUGACGGUAUUGAGACACUGCAAGAGGAUCCAUGAGCUUCGAGCAGGGAAGAACGUCAGAUACCAAGUGAUCACGAGUCUCUAAACGAUCUGAUUUUCAUUUUUAUACUUUUAUACUUAUUGUUUGACUAUACAUUGAUUAAAAUAAAU